GUCGUUUUCCAUUUUCAUCCGGCGCGGCGAGCACGCCCAACAGCGCGGACGGAUUUCCACGGUGGGAGACGGCCGAGCACGCGCGUUCCAUGCUCUUUUUAUCUUGUAUAAAAGCGAAGAGGCGUAGAGCGGGUAACCGCAAUACAUCUGGAUCGGCGAGCGAGCGCACGCCGAACCGGACCACACUUCUUCACACUUUGGGAACGAGCGGACUUCUUGGGCUUCAUCGGAUCUGUUGGUCGAUCAGCAACCCGACGCAGUCUGAAGACCACCCUUUUGCUGUUGAUACUGGAAUCUCGACAACUCGCCUGUGACGGGACUCAGGGUUGCAUAGGAGCACGUUAUCAGGCUUGUUAAACGAUCGAGCGAGCAAUCCAAGGGCCGGCAGGAUGCGAUGCUUGGCCCUCUGCGUUCUGCUGCUGGCGAUCAGCGAGCCUCUUCUAAUUCACGCGAAAGUGGUGCUCGUUGUACCCCGUCAGAUAAGACGCAGUCCUGCGACACCAUGGCGACCCCCUCCUCACAAGAAAUCGCCUUAUGGCAGCAAUGAUUUCCAUCAUCCCCCGUACUACGGUAGUGCUCUUUCAACUCGUUACUAUACUAGCAAAAAACCGUUCCGCCCGUUGCCGUAUCCGCACGGAGGUGAUGAUUUCGAUCAAGGCCAUGAAUCUGUGAAUCACGUGCAUAUACCGUACAGCAAAGACGUCAGUCACGGCAUUUCCUUCGGCAAGGGAUACAUCCCGUACGACAACCUCAAGAGCAGCAGUCUGCCGUUCGUGCAAGAUAGAUAUGCCGGCACUUACGCUCGUCAACCUGUCGGUCCGGACUUCACGCCGACCGGUUUCACGUCGGUAGGUCAGGAAUACGCGGCAUCGGCGACCGCGACGCAGUCUUACGAGGGACCGCACGUGGACUCGUUCUUUUCCGACAUGGAGAGCGCCACACGCAGCGACAGCCUCAAAGACACUGCCGGCAAGUACUACGCCGCGCGCUCCAUCGAGAAGGACCUCACCCUGAGGAACCAGCAGGCCCUUGGCGCCAGCGGCGCCGAACGCGAGGAUCCUCCGUCGGCGAAAGGCACCGAGGUCUUUCUGCCUAAAGACGCUCCUCCAGCGGCGUACGGUCACGUGACCGGUACUUCCGGCGCCGUGAUACUGCCGGCCGGUAUACCGCCGGCCACCAUCGCCGGAAACAAGGAAGGCAUCGUGCUGCGGGACACUGUUUCCCUGGACGAAUACCAAAGAAAGCUGGAGGAGCUCACGAAGACCUGGCCGAGCGUGCUGUCGGCUGGUACCAACGGGGCAGCCAGCUUCGUCGCCUCGGCACCGAUUCACCAGCCACUGCAAGCGGUGGGUCGUUUCCCGACUGGCGGCCUCGUCGGUACCGGCUUUGCCGGUGGACCGACCGGCGGAGCCGAUUGGCUCGCUGGUCUUCAGGCCCAGUCGAAGCAGGGCUACGCCGUGCGGGAGGAUCAAGGCGAUCCCACGACCCACGACUUCCGCACGAUGCCGAUUCACACCGCCGCGUCAUCCUAUCCGCAGCUGCCACAGUUUGCUGGCGCGAACACGGUCGUUCCGGCGCGGGCCUUUGCCCCGAAUUUCCACGGAUAGGCCUUCGCGCGGUGAAGAGGGUCGAUUGGGAUGGCGUCUCUCGGGCCUGCGAAACCCGAUUUUAAUGCGAUUUAGACGAGAUUGAUUCUUGUCUCUCUUUCUCUUCACUGUCUUUUCUUUUCUGCUUCUCGAAGACACGGCGUGAUGUAUCACACGAUAUUAAUUACGUUAAUUGCUACGGAUGAUCAACCGGAACACGGGGGUGACUCUCGCACGACGUCCUCGAGACGUCAAGGUCUGAACUCGGCACGAUUCUACAUUGACUCUGGGAGAUUUCGAUUCUGCGUAAUCCUGGUGCACGCGUUGUAAUGGCAUUCAUGCGUGAUUUUCGUUUUUUGCCGGAGUACUUCUGAUUGCAAUGUCGCUUAAGAUUUUUUUCGAAGCUCAUCGAAUAUCAUGAUCUUUCCUUUCCUCGUUUCAAUGUCCUCGUUAUGACAAUUCACACUCUCUCGUGUGAAUAGUGUUUUACAUUUGCGAAUGACCGAUCGAUUAAUACUGCAAAUUAAUUAAGUAGGUAUCUGAUUAAUUAGGUGUUGUAAAUUAAUUAUUAAAGAGACUUCUAUCUGUUUCAGAAAUCUAAUUAUGAAAGGUAGAAGCUAAUGAAAGAGAUAAGAUCAGAUGAUUGUGUUAGAUUGUUAAGCAUGAGAGAGUGAUCCAAAGUUACGUGCGAGGAAUGCUUAUUCUAACGUUACAAUAGCUUUUACUUUUUCUUUGUUUGAGCAUGACUUUGUGUUUGCGAAAUAUUAUAGACGCCUCGAGUGACUUUCGUCGAGUAUUUUGUUCACAUCAUUUAUAUAUACCUAGGUUAUUUAUGUCAUGUUAUUUAUAAUAUUGGUUAUUAAGAAGCUUACUAAGAUGGUAUAAUAGUGCCCCUGCAUGAAGCACUGACGAUUUCCGAAAUUCCAAUAUGCCAGUUGAAAAUAUUGCGAUUAUUUUCGCGAUAGAAUAAUUUUUAAAAUAUUUAUCAUGCAUAUAUUUCCGUUUUAUCAGUGUGUAAAGGACGAGGAAUAUUCAUUCCGAUAUAUUAUUACCAUGUACAUCGCGCGUAUAUCUGACAAUUAUUUAACUAUAAAA
This is a messenger RNA of Ooceraea biroi (clonal raider ant), 2681 nucleotides long. RefSeq lists its product as uncharacterized. Lineage: Eukaryota; Metazoa; Arthropoda; Insecta; Hymenoptera; Formicidae. The record is from RefSeq and is a predicted model, not a curated record.